CCUCCUGGCUCCAGCCCUUUUAGCUCCCGUCUUCUCCAGAGCUACCCUCCUCGAGAAAUGGGGUCCUUGUCACUCAAUACCAUCUCCUGGACCUCACUUCCCUCCACCAAAGCCUUGAAAAAUAUUAUCCCUAAACCCUUGUCGGUGAUUUCGCUUUCAAGACUCGUCAAUGUCAAGGCUUGUACCACUUCUGCCGGGGGAAACCCACAACCCAUGUCUGACCGGCGAACUAUCAAUUUCUCCGGUGCCAAACUCCAAGAAACCGUUGAUGUCAAGUCGGAAAAGCUGAGGCUGGAUUCUUGGGUUUCUUCACGCAUUCAUGGCAUCAGCAGAGCCCGAGUUCAGUCCAGCAUUCGCUCAGGUCUCGUCUCCGUUAACGGCCGCAUCAUUAAUAAGGUUUCUCAUAUGGUGAGAGGCGGGGAUAAGGUUAAUUGUACAAUAUCGGAGCUGCAGCAGCUAAGGGCUGAGCCAGAAGAUAUACCACUGGAUAUAGUUUAUGAAGAUGAUCACUUACUUGUGGUCAACAAGCCUGCUCAUAUGGUGGUUCAUCCAGCACCUGGGAAUACUUCUGGAACGCUUGUGAAUGGCAUUCUUCAUCAUUGUAGUCUUCCUAUGCUUUCACUUGCAAGUGAGGAAGUACAUCUUGAGCCAGAGGAUGCUUCUGAUGAUGAGUUUAUUGCCUUUCCUAGAGCACCAAAAGAUAAUGGAGGUGCCUCUUCCCGUACAUCUGAGGCAUCUAUUCGCCCAGGAAUUGUGCAUAGAUUAGACAAAGGAACUAGUGGGUUACUUGUUGUUGCAAAGGAUGAACAUUCUCAUUCACAUCUGGCAGAACAAUUUAAGAACCGUACAAUAAAAAGAGUCUAUGUGAGUCUUACUUGUGGAGUUCCAUCACCAGUAUCAGGACGUGUUGACAUACCUGUUGGCCGUGAUUCAAAUAAUCGAAUUCGUAUGGCUGUUUUCGAUGGAUCUACUCAUAGUCAAAAGACUCGCAAUGCUGCUAGUAGGUAUAGUGUAGUUGAAGUGCUUGCUGGCGGUGGUUCUGCUUUGGUUGAAUGGAAACUAGAAACUGGGCGCACUCAUCAGAUAAGGGUGCAUGCAAAGUAUAUGGGAGUUCCUCUGUUGGGAGAUGAGCUUUAUGGUGGAACCAAGGGAAUGGCCCUCUCAUUGCUUCAGCCUAGGACCCCAUCCAGCUUUCGUGAGAAUCUUCAGCAGUUGAUUUGUAAACUAGAAAGACCUUGUCUUCAUGCUUUAUCUCUGGGAUUUACACACCCAUACACUCUAGAGAACAUGCAUUUUUCUCAGAUGCCACCUGCAGAUUUUGCUGAAAUAUUAACCCAGCUUCGUGACAUUAGGGCAGAGAAGGUAAGACAUGCAAUAAAGUAUGAUAGGUGUCUUGAGUAGAUAGCAAAUGAUGAUAUGUUGGCUUUUAAUGCCUGAUUGCAACUUGACUCCUGUACAAGGAUAAGUGCCAUUUUAGUAGAACAUCGUGAUGCUGCAUAUGUAGAGCCUGCCAGCCUGGCGUCUCAGUACUGUUGCUCAGCAAACCUGAGUUAGGAACUGCUACUUUGUGGUUCAUCUGAUUUUCUUUAUCUAGUAUUUGAUUAGCUACAUUGAAUUGAUCACCAGGUUAGCAGGCAGGUCCACCGCUAAGAAGACACGAUUGUAAUGGCUCAUUAAGUUCAUGUUGAUAGCAAAGCAUCAGAGAGGAGUCGGGGAAACCAUUCUCUUGGCUUUAUUUGCUUCCUCAAGGUCGUGUACCAUCUUGCCAUCGCUGGCUUCUUCUUCAUGAAUCCGCCGGUCCUUUGAAUGGGUUCAGGGUACCGGAAACCAGACUUUUUCUAUGCUGAUGGAAGCAUGGACUUGUGGUUGUGGAGGCAUGAGGUCUUGAAUUGGGCCUUCCCUACUCCCUAGACGACUUUGCUGAUGCUGAUGGGAGCAUCUUUCUCAUGCUGAUCUCUAUCGAUUCGAGCUAUGCGUCUGAAUUGAAAUUCUUUGAAGAGUAACAGCGUGAUAUUUGAAGCCUGUAGAGUAGCAUGAUGG
Messenger RNA from Coffea arabica (coffee), 2040 nucleotides. Lineage: Eukaryota; Viridiplantae; Streptophyta; Magnoliopsida; Gentianales; Rubiaceae. The record is from RefSeq and is a predicted model, not a curated record.